AUAUAUUAUUUGCAUAUAUAUAUAUAUAUACAUUUUUAUUUAUAAGUUGCAUAUAUAUAUAUAUAUAUAUAUAAUAUUUAUAAGGCUUCCGUUUCCCUCCUGACUAAUAAGCUAUUCAAAGAACAACACAGAUAUAUAUCGGAAUUUAUUUCUAUCUCUGAAAUAAAACAGAAAGGGAAUUAGAAAAAGAAAAGACCAUUUAUUAGUAUUUGCAGCAAGCUGAGCAGAGCAGAGAUCAUCGGAGUCCCCAGACGACCCAGAGAGAGAGAGAGAGAGAGAGCUGAAGCAGUUCAAGCAGAGCAGCUGCAACUCUCUUCCUUAAUUGCUCCUCUCACCACCUUCUCAUCCCAUCUCUCUCUCUCUCUCUCUCUCUCUUCCUCGUCCCAAGAACAAGAAGUCAAGAAGCCAUGUCCGAAGGUGAAUAUAUAAGCUUCGUUUCUGUGUGUGAAUGGCUUUGGGCAGAUGAUGGUGGAGGUGAGAGUUCCAAACUUGGACUGCGAGGGCUGCGCUGCCAAGCUCAAGAAAGCUCUCUUCAAGCUCAAAGGAGUAGAGGAGGUGGAAAUAGACAUGGAGAUUCAGAAGGUGACGGUGAGGGGCUACUGCUUGGAGGAGAAGAAGGUGCUCAAGGCCAUCAAGAGGGCCGGGAAAGCCGCUGAGCCCUGGCCGUUCCCGGGCCACUCCCAGUACUUUGCCUCGUUCUACCAGUACCCUUCCCACAUUGUGAACCAUUAUUACUAUGACACACACAAGACCGGAACCGGAGUACACACUUUCUUCCAGACGCCUUCUGUUUACUCGGUCGCAGUUGCUUCGGAUGAGGCAUUUGCUUCGCUCUUCAGCGACGACAAUCCACAUGCUUGCUCGAUUAUGUAAUUUAAAACUGUUGAGCCGGGAGGGCAUCCCUCCUAUUGUUAGAAUUGAGAUUACUUAUGGUCAUGGACUCAUGUUUGUGGAAAUUAAUUGAAGAUAUGAGAACUCCAAUUAGUGAAUAGACUCAAUACCGGUUUCACUUGCUC
Messenger RNA from Punica granatum (pomegranate), 1016 nucleotides. Lineage: Eukaryota; Viridiplantae; Streptophyta; Magnoliopsida; Myrtales; Lythraceae. The record is from RefSeq and is a predicted model, not a curated record.